Molecule: messenger RNA, 1929 nt
Organism: Prunus avium (sweet cherry)
Lineage: Eukaryota; Viridiplantae; Streptophyta; Magnoliopsida; Rosales; Rosaceae
Product: putrescine-binding periplasmic protein-like protein
Source: RefSeq, a predicted model, not a curated record
ACUCCGAAAAGCUCAGGGUGUUAGUGUAAAUAACUUUGGAUCAUAUGAAACUCUGCUCCCUCCGUCGUCACUCCUUUUCAGUUCAAUUAUUUCCAUGGCUGCUGCUGCUGCUGCUGGUGCCGUUCCAUUGGUGCCACCACACAUCUCGUUCCCCUUGGACCUCUCAUCUCCCCAAAAUCCUAAUAAGCUCACCCUUUUCUUCCCUCGCCUCCAUCGCUCAACCAAAUCCCAACCAACUCUCCGCUGUCAUAGGCCUCUUUCGUUCUCUUGUGGCCUCAGCCUCACUCCACAUUCUCCGGCGCCGGAGCAGCCCACCUCUGCCGUGCCUCAGACCUUGCUUCGGCUUGCCGCCUCUGCCGCCCUCUUUUUUGGGCUUGGGCUUUGCUGUUGGGCCGCUUCGGCCCAAUGUCCGCCUCUUCCUCUCGGCGACCAUGGGGCGGUCCUGGAGGAGGAGCGCACAGCUCAAGCCACAGAUGAUGGUGAUGAGGGUAAAUCUGACAAUUUGGAAAAGUCAGAAGAUAGCAAGUUGGAAGCAGCCUUUGGAGUCUGGAAGUCUAAGACAUAUGCUUUGACUGUACCUUUGAGAAUUGCUGCUCUUCGUGGCUCUGUUCCACCUUCAUGGAUUAAGGAUUUCAUGCAAUCUCAAGGAAAAAGAUCAAAGGUUCACUUGAAGUCCCAUGCAAGUCUUGAGGGCAUCUUUUCUGAUCUGUCAAUGGCCUUUAACAAAGGCAAAGUUGGGCCUUCAUCUGUUGUAGCAGCUGACCUCGUUAGUGUUGGGGAUUCUUGGCUCAGUUAUGCCAUUAACAAGGCUUUAAUUGAGCCCAUUCAAGGGGUAGAAGACCAGGACUGGUUUAAAGGACUGAGUGACAGAUGGAAAGUAUAUCUCUGCAGGAACUCUGAGGGGAGAAUUGAUCCUGAUGGUAAAGUAUGGGCUGCUCCAUAUCGCUGGGGCUGCAUGGUGAUAGCAUACAAAAAAACUAAAUUUCGAAAGCAUAAGUUGGCUCCUGUAGAGGACUGGGCAGAUUUAUGGCGACCUGAACUUGCAGGAAAGAUUUCAAUGGUUGAUUCUCCUAGAGAGGUUAUUGGUGCAGUUUUGAAGUACAUGGGAGCAUCAUACAACACAAAAGACAUCCAUUUGCAAGUUGAUGGUGGGAGAGAUGCUGUCAGGCAAAAUCUUGCUUUACUUGUAAAACAGGUCCGACUAUUUGACAGUGUACACUAUUUAAAAGCGUUUGGGGUUGGAGACGUGUGGAUGGCUGUUGGGUGGAGCAGUGAUGUUAUUCCUGUUGCCAAACGUAUGUCUGAUGUUGCAGUAAUUGUUCCCAAAUCAGGAGCUAGUAUAUGGGCCGAUCUAUGGGCAAUUCCUGCUGUCUCUCAACUUGAAACAAAUCGAAUUGGGGGGAGAGUUAGAGGGCCAUCUCCGCUCAUCCAUCAAUGGAUAGAGUUCUGCUUUCAAACUGCUCGAGCACUCCCUUUUAAGCAGGAGGUAGUCCCCGGAGCAUCCCCAUCUGCUCUUGAUAGUGCUCCGCCUGAAGUUUUGAAUGAGCUCAUCAAGGGAAAGCCAAGACUGGACACAAACCUCGUUGCAGGGGUACCUCCACCUCAGAUUUUGGCAAAGUGUGAAUUUUUGGAGCCGUUAACUGAUUCUACUCUGUCAGACUAUCAAUGGUUGAUUGCUAGUGUGCAGAAAUCUAGGGAUGGUUUGAUCGCUAGCAUGCAUUCUUACAUGUCAUCAUUGAUUCAAAUUUUUUGGCUGAAGCUGAAUUCAAAGCCAGCAUAAUCAUGAACUUUAACAGAUGCCUAGCGUAAGUUAAGAAGUGUUCUAUGAUGAGAAUUAUUCAUUUGUUUAUAUCCAAUCCGGCACUUAUAACUCAAGUCAUAACAUCAUGGAACAGAUGUUUACGCAUAUGUGGAAAAUUUGCAUGUAUA